Molecule: messenger RNA, 1550 nt
Organism: Amphibalanus amphitrite
Lineage: Eukaryota; Metazoa; Arthropoda; Thecostraca; Balanomorpha; Balanidae
Exons: 6
Coding region: 217-825 (202 amino acids)
Source: RefSeq, a predicted model, not a curated record
CUACCUUUAACAAAAUUUCUCCUUGGAUUUUCGCUGAUUCAUCCGCCAGACGAAAGCUGGCGCGCGGCAGACUGCAGAGCACUUGUGGGGAUUCCCGUAUCAGCCCCCAGCCCCCUGACCCCUCUCCGCUGUUUUUUUUUUUGUACAGCCCUCUGCAGACUGCGUGAGUGAAAUUGCACCAAACUGUUGACUCACAGGAAGCCAGCUGGAGAAAAGAUGCCUCAGGGGGAGGAAACCAUCCCUCAAGAGACAACACCUCUUCUCCGAACAUCAGACAGAUCUGAUGGCUGCUGCUGCUGCCAGUCGCUGGCGCUGGCUCUCCUCACCGCCUGUGUGGUGGUCGUCGUCCUGGCCGGCAUCACCGUCGUCUCGGCGUUCUCCAUCAUCGGCUACCCGUGGCACGCCUCCUGCCAGGCAGACUGGACGUUCGGCAAGCCGUGUCAGGAUGUGAUGACGUCGAUCGUGGACCAGAUGCGCGCCUGGGAGGGCGAGGACGGCUGUGCCGCCGGCGGCGAAAAGUGUCUCUACCAGCUGAUCAGCGCCAGCGGGGACACCGUCACGGGCACCCACACCACACCCGUCUCCCACUACGUGGACGAGCUGACGUUCACCUUCGUCAACGGCUCGGCGACCGGCGCCUGCCGCAUGCAGGGGUACUCGCGCUCCAAGACCUGGUACGCCUACCUGGACAAGGGCACCAACUUCUGUAACAUGAAGAACCUGAUCGUGGGCUCUGGGCUGGACCAGGCCGACCCGAUGUACUCGGAGAAUACCAGCGACAGCGUCUGUACUCAGUACUCUUCGGCCGACUGUGAAAAGUACUGAGGCGGCCCACCUCUAUCGCUAACCCGUGCCGGGGUUCGCUGCGAGGUCUUUGUGGUGUUUCACUAGCGCCAGUGGAGACAAUAUCUAUAGUCUGUUCCAUAUCAAGCUUGCAGUUGGAGUUUCUUCGGCAGAUCGCUCCUCCGCUAAAAAAUUUGCGUCUUAAAAUGUAAAGUUGUCUAUACAGAAAUCACGCACUGCUUUCAGCAGGGCACUUCGGCUGCAAACUUGAAACGGAACAAAGUAUAGCGCUUAUAAUGCUUAUGCUUGCCGGCUGAAGUAAGCCUAGUUUUACGAUCAUUACUGACGCUUGGAGGAGUAUAAUAAUACACCUCAGCUAUUUACUCGUAUAGUCAAUCGUGCCAUUUGAUUCGUCACGGUGUGUAUUCGAGGUUCAGUGUGUCUACACUUAGGUACAUAUGAUAGCAUUAUUUCUCUUUUUAGUCUGUUCCCUGCAGAAAAGUAUUAUUUGUGAACCUACAUCUACGUAGGAUUCAACCGUUUUGUUGUACCUCGCUUGUUUUUUCCUCAUGCGAGCGCGACUAGUGUUACCUUCGCUUCGCUUUGUUUCGCCGUGGCUGUGGUGACUAUGGUGAUUGGAUUGUUGGCGUGCUUUACCAGAUGUAGCACGUGUCUGUGAUAUGUGGGACUUCUGUAUAUAAUCAGGCUGCUUCCGCGUCGGAGGCGCAGGCCAGUAUGUAACGAACAAAUAAAAGGUGUCAGGAGAA